AUGGGAGCCAUUGUAGAAAAGGCUGUUGCCAAAUUAGACCCAAAAGAUUCUAGACUAAGCAUGAUUCAGGCCAUGCUUUCUACCUUUGGUGAAGAAAUUAAUCUAUCUCGGUUUGGCCUUAGAUAGCUAGAUGGUACACCUAUUAAUAUACCAUAUAAUAUUAAUUUUAAGGAAUAAAGAAACAUAUUAGAACAAACUUAAUAUGUGGCAAAGAAAACUGAAGUUUUGGGGAAACAUUUGUAGGACAGCCUUAAAUUUAAAAAGAAAUAUCUUCUUUAUAAAAAUUUUUUUUAAAUUUAAUUCUUAGUAGGAAAAAAAAAUAAUCUGUAAUAAGUCUAAAAUCAAAUCAGAAUUAUUCAGAAAUAUUUUAGAUAAAAAUAGAUUAAUCUUUUAAAUAUUCCAUAUAGAAAAAUAGAAGAAGAACUAGUUUUAGAGUUAUAGAUAGCUGGGAGGUUAAUAUGUAUUAAUGAGAAUGGGGUGUUGCCCAGCUAGAGCCCUUUAUUGUUCACACCUAUGUAAUUCUCUAACAAUAAAAGAUGUAUGCACUUUAUGAGAUGGAAUGAACUAGUUAAUAUCUAGAGAGAAUUUAUUGAUUAGCUGAAAGAGAUAUAUGAGAUAGGUAAACUGAAGAAAAAAGUUUAUAUAAACAUUUGGUCAGGAUAACAAUCAUAAGGUCGUGUUUAACACCCUGGAGGAUAUUUUAGUUAAUGCAUACGAACCUACAUAAUCUUUUAAAAUAAAAAAAAUUAAGAAAGAGAACUAAAAAAGAGUUAUGUUUAUAUAAAAUCGAAACAGAAUUUCCUGCUUAAAAAUAUAAAUAAUGAAGAUAACUAGGAAUUAUCAACUCUCCUGAUUUUAAAUAAAAUUUGCUUUAGGUUUAACCUAUCACUAAUAAACUAAACUUCUAAUAAAAUGAUCACCAUAUGA
This is a messenger RNA of Paramecium tetraurelia, 927 nucleotides long. RefSeq lists its product as uncharacterized. The transcript has a single exon. The record is from RefSeq and is a predicted model, not a curated record. Lineage: Eukaryota; Ciliophora; Oligohymenophorea; Peniculida; Parameciidae.